AAGGGGCGGGGCUCCUGCUGUGGGCUAGGAUUGCACGCCACGCUGAUUCCUCUUACUUAUUAAGCAGCUGCAGACCACGGGAUAUUCUGCUGUCCCUUUCAUAGUCGAGCGCUAUGGACCAGCUACCACCCGACGUUGAAGAGGAUGACUGUCUCCCUGAUUACCGCCACCUCUUCCGUCCGGACCUCUUCCAGGGCAAAGUGGCCUUUAUCACUGGUGGUGGCUCUGGGAUUGGAUUCCGGAUCGCUGAGAUUUUCAUGAGGUAUGGCUGCCAAACGGUCAUCGUCAGCAGGAGUCUGCCAAGAGUGUUGAUGGCUGCCAAGAAGCUGGUUGCUGCCACUGGCCAGCGCUGCCUCCCUUUAUCCAUGGAUGUCCGAGCUCCCCCAGCCAUCAUGGCUGCUGUGGACCAGGCACUGAAGGAGUUUGGCAAAAUUGACAUCCUCAUUAACUGUGCGGCUGGAAACUUCCUGUGUCCUGCCAGCGCAUUGUCAUUCAAUGCCUUCAAGACUGUAGUUGAAAUUGAUACCCUUGGCACCUUCAAUGUGUCUCGUGUACUCUAUGAGAAGUUCUUCCGGGAUCAUGGAGGAGUGAUUGUGAACAUCACUGCAACCCUGAGUCUUCGGGGGCAGGUGCUGCAAGUGCAUGCAGGCUCUGCCAAGGCGGCUGUGGAUGCAAUGACACGACACUUAGCUGUGGAAUGGGGUCCCCAGAACAUUCGUGUCAAUAGCCUUGCCCCUGGCCCUAUCAGUGGCACAGAGGGGUUCCGGCGACUAGUUGGCCCCCAGACCAGCCUGAGCAAAAUGGUCCUUGAGAGCCCCCUGCAGAGGAUGGGGAACAAGACUGAGAUUGCCCACAGUGUGCUGUACCUGGCUAGCCCUCUGGCUUCCUAUGUGACGGGAAUUGUGCUGGUGGUGGAUGGCGGAUGCUGGCUGACAUUCCCAAAUGAUAUCAAGCAACUGGCGAAUUUCGAAUCUGCCUCUGCUAAACUCUAGGGUCCUGCUAUGUAGUUCAGGCGGGCCUUGAACUCACCGUGUAGCUGAGGCGGGCCUUGAACCUACGAUGAUUCUCCUACCUCAGGCUUCUGAGUCCUGGGGUUACAGACGUGUACCACCAUACUUGGCUAUCACAUAGGUUAUUUCUGGGACAUCACUGUGAUCUCUAGGCUACAACGAAUAAUUGGAUGUGUUCAUCUUUGAGAAAGUAAGGAAAACCUUAAAAUUGCCUGAAAUAAACAGUACUGAUUUGA
Molecule: messenger RNA, 1246 nt
Organism: Cavia porcellus (domestic guinea pig)
Lineage: Eukaryota; Metazoa; Chordata; Mammalia; Rodentia; Caviidae
Gene: Decr2
Product: 2,4-dienoyl-CoA reductase 2
Exons: 9
Coding region: 114-992 (292 amino acids)
Biological process (GO): fatty acid catabolic process
Cellular component (GO): peroxisome
Molecular function (GO): 2,4-dienoyl-CoA reductase (NADPH) activity
Source: RefSeq, a predicted model, not a curated record